Messenger RNA from Phoenix dactylifera (date palm), 891 nucleotides. Its product is annotated as acyl carrier protein 2, mitochondrial-like. The record is from RefSeq and is a predicted model, not a curated record. Gene Ontology annotation, cellular component: mitochondrion. Gene Ontology annotation, biological process: fatty acid biosynthetic process. Lineage: Eukaryota; Viridiplantae; Streptophyta; Magnoliopsida; Arecales; Arecaceae. Gene Ontology annotation, molecular function: acyl binding; acyl carrier activity.
UCCGGCCCAUCCCCCGAAAGGAGGGGGGAGGGAGCGAGGAAGGGCAACCCACUGCUCCGCGGGAGCACCAGAACAGAACUCGAAAGGGUUCUCGAAGGGUAGUUUCUUCCCUUCGCGAUAAAACACGAGGAAGAGAUCGCUCAUAAAGCUCCGAGCUUUUUCUUGCUCUUCUCUCCAAUGGCGGCGGCGGCGGCAAGAAGCGCUCUCCUGAAGCACCUCAGGGUGAUGGUGACAUCUCCGGCGCCUCUUCGGCCGGCAGCCCCCCUCUCCUUCUCCCAGCUCCUCCACCGCCGCGCCUUCUCCGAUGAGGCCAGGGGCACCUUCCUCGACAAGUCUGAGGUUGCCGAUCGGAUCGUCACCGUUGUCAAGAACUUCCAGAAAGUCGAUCCCUCCAAGGUCACACCAAAUGCUCAUUUCCAGAAGGACCUUGGUCUGGACAGUUUGGACUCUGUAGAGAUUGUCAUGGCCCUAGAGGAAGAAUUUGGGUUUGAGAUCCCAGACAACGAAGCAGACAAGAUUGAUUCCAUCAACGUAGCCGUUGACUUUAUUGCUUCACAUCCUCAGGCAAAAUGAGACAUUGUCUGUGUUGCUUCGGUCUCUGUCUGCUUUCUUAAAACUCUCAACAUGCUGUUUUGUCCUAAAAAUUCACUUUGAGCUCGGAAUUAGACUCUUUUCUUGAUCUAUUCAUAGCAUUUUAGUGCAUUUGCACUAAAAGUAGUCUAUCCAUUAUGGUAUUUUAAGCUGAGGAUAUUAUGGACACAAUGUCGAGCUGUUUUGGGUUUUUUGCAGGUAACAUAGAUUUUUCCAGCAUCUCAGGAAACAAUUGUAUGAGUUGGAUAAAUCUAACUCCUUAAUGAUAUUAUUGGACAUUGGUGCUAUAUAUGCCAAGCA